AUGAAUUCAACUGCAGCAUCAGACUCGACGGGUACAGUUCCUGCAUUUGAUCUAGCGAUUCUGCAAGAAACGCUUGAUCAUAUAACCCGGGAGGCCUAUGGAUGGCUUGCCUUCAUUACCGUCAUCUGCAUCGUUACCUGUCCACUUACAACUUCAAUGAAUGCACUGAUCAUAAUCGCUGUAAAGACUAAAAACCAAUUGAAAACCAAGUCUAACAUUGCGCUCGCUUGUUUGUCGACUACUGAUCUGGCAAUGGGUGUGAUUGGCAAACCUCUAUAUAUCUCUGAGGUGAUCGCCGAACUGCAAGGAAACACCUCCAGUACGUACUGUAUAAGAACGCUGUUAGCGACAAUCGUUUUAAGAGUGUUAGGUAUAGCAUCACUGUCUCACUUAGCCAUGGUGAACCUAGAGAGGUAUAUUGCCAUUAAACAUGCCCUGCGGUACGAAACCAUCGUCACUGAAAAGCGCCUCACUUGUUUGUCAUCUCUCCUGUGGAUUAUAUUAUUGACAAUAACUGUCUCUUUAUCUUUCUUUGAUGAAAACACUUAUCUUAGGGUGGACACCAUAUUUAUGUCUCUUUGCAUAACCACUAUCAUCUUCUGUCAAGUUGUGCUUUACCAUGAAACACGUCGGCAUCAAAAAGAAAUCGCUGCCGGGCAAUUCUCCAUGGAAGCCAGAGAAAAAUUCUUAAGGGCGAAAAAAGCUUUUAAACUGACAACAAUGAUACUUUUCUCCUUGAUAUUGUGUUAUUUACCUUUCAUAGUAGCACAAAUGCUAAUAUCAAAGUCUGUUAUCAAUUCGGUCAAUUUAGUAUACAUAGCCCUAUUUACAGGCAGAACAGUGGCACUUUUCAACUCGAUGGUCAACCCGAUCAUUUACUGUGUACGAAUUAGACAGUUUCGCGUUGCGUUUAUUCAACUUUUGUUUAGAAAAAGCAGAUUGAAAAUGAUUCACUGUUAAAUUACUCUCAUAAUUAAUAUAGUUUACUCAGAGUAGUCGGGGCAUCUUUUUCAAUUUUCUAAAUGUAAUCAGCCUUAACAACGGCUAUAAUUACAAGAAACCGCUGGCGGAUCCAGGAUGGUGGAUAGUUCUAGUUACUUCUUUAAUGGUAAAUGACGCGAGAAUGCUAUACUUCCCAAGUUUAAAGGUUUUAAAUAUGUAAGCCAACUUUAUUAUUUUAUUAACUCCUAAUGUUUGGCUUUUACGGCUACUAUAAAAAAAUGAUGAGAUUUGGGUACCGCUAAUAAACUCGUCAAGAUGAUGUUCUAAUGACCCCACAUGAAUGGUUUUUAAGUCACAAGAGAUGGGGAGGGCGUGGCUACGAACCCGGUCUGAACAGGCAAGUGUACGCUCAAUAGAGAGCGGCCACUCCAAAGUGGUUCGUAAUAAAGUAGCUUUGUCUUUAGCUCAGACUUCACUUUGGUAUAGAAACAAACACACCAAGGAAAAAGGAAAAGAGUUCCUUAUACAAAAACAGUCGUCAUCUUCUUCUUCGGACUGUAUUGUUAUUGGCUAUGAAGACUCGUAAUCAGUAAUUGGUGCGUUUCGAUCCGUCUAUUGUCACAGUUAAACAGUCGUCUAUUGUUAGUCAAAUUGUCAGUUCUCCAGUCGUUCUCUCGUAGUUAGUUUUGCUUUUCUGUUAACAUGAUUGAUAAUUUUAAGCUCAACUAGCCAUUGAUAUUCCGUGAAAAUCCAAAAACGAGGGGCUCCCAACGAUGAUUUCCUCCUGCAUUUAAAACACUUUUUAGGCUAUCCAGAGUACUUUUAGAUCUCUAGAAAUGCAUUCUAAGCGGCGCUAUAAAAUUUGUAUCUGUUCAGUCAUGCUAGGGGAAAUUGCAUUGAGUCUUACCGAAAUUACAAGGGCUUCAGUAAUAUUUUCAAGAAAAUUUUAGAUGCAUAUUGAAGUUUUACGAAAGUGAAAAUUUUUCUGAUUUCUCUCUCCACCUCAUUUUCGAAUCCGAAAAUUUUAGGAUUCCUUUUUCUACGAAGAAAUAGCUUAAUGUGGGAGAGAGAAAAUUAUACUUUAGAAAAUCGUAGCGAAUUCAUUGGAAAUUCUACGUCUAGUGGAACGGUUAUCUAGAAAUGUUUAGCCUUCCUCGAGAUAGAGAAAAUUCUAGGCAAUUUUUACUUCUCCCAAAAGAUAUUUUACCGAAAACAGUUCUUGCGUGCCCCUGAAAAACGGCUAUUACUUAACUUCCUGGAUUAAACCACAAACCGACCUAGAAUUAAAAAAACAGUUUCAAAUUUCUUCGAAACCUCUUUUCAAGAUUUACUUUAACAAUUGAUGUGUUUAAUAUUAGUUUGUUAAGUCCGCCUUGGAAAAGCCGACGGUUUUAAUCUAAAAUGUUGGUUCUGAUUAAUCCGUUCUAAUUAAUCAACUGGUGAAUUUACCUUUAGAGGCCUUUAAAACCGUAUUUUUGCUAAUGGUGUGGAAAUCCCCCAUUCACAUGCCAAAUCCGGUUGCACAGUAAGUAUAUUUUCCCUCCAUAUAUACUGUGUUCGUUAUUAUGCGAAAACUGCUGUAAAAUAUGAAACAGAGUUUUAGACCGCCAAUUCAAUAGAUGGUCGUGCACGCAAUACCCAGAAAGAAACUGACUUGUCUUCAUCAAGUUGAGCCAAAGAGAAGAUAUGAAUUCAACUGCAGCAUCAGACUCGACGGGUACAGUUCCUGCAUUUGAUCUAGCGAUUCUGCAAGAA
Messenger RNA from Porites evermanni, 2697 nucleotides. Lineage: Eukaryota; Metazoa; Cnidaria; Anthozoa; Scleractinia; Poritidae. The record is from the annotation of a GenBank genome assembly.